This is a messenger RNA of Miscanthus lutarioriparius, 402 nucleotides long. Lineage: Eukaryota; Viridiplantae; Streptophyta; Magnoliopsida; Poales; Poaceae. The record is from the annotation of a GenBank genome assembly.
AUGGCGCGGGCACGAGCGAAUUUCGCCAUCAAAACAUGGGAUGAGAUCGAAUUGAGGAUGAUGAUGGAAGAGGAAGAAGCCAACGACUUCUGCAGCGACGAUAAUGCAAUCAAAGAGGAAGAGCUGACGGGCAUGGUGGACUGCGUGCGGGAGGGCUUGGUCCGGCUCGUCCCUGAAUUCACCAAAGCCCCUAGGAUCUCCACCUUAUCGCUUCAUCUGUCGGCCACAGCCAGCGAGAUCAAGGCUCAGCUGGAGGGCGUCACUGUAGCGUGUGCCGACAAGAACCUCCUUGUCCUCUUCACUGGCCCCGAUUCCCUCUACCAUGCUUCCUCUAGGCACUACCUAGUCUACGAUGAUGACACUGACACCUUCGUCGUCGCCCCUCAGAUCGACUCUGAAUAG